Molecule: messenger RNA, 4524 nt
Organism: Frankliniella occidentalis (western flower thrips)
Lineage: Eukaryota; Metazoa; Arthropoda; Insecta; Thysanoptera; Thripidae
Gene: Ge-1
Product: enhancer of mRNA-decapping protein 4
Exons: 22
Coding region: 140-3844 (1234 amino acids)
Biological process (GO): deadenylation-independent decapping of nuclear-transcribed mRNA
Cellular component (GO): P-body
Molecular function (GO): protein binding
Source: RefSeq, a predicted model, not a curated record
GAUUUGGAUUGGUUGGAGUGUGGAUUUGGAUCGUACAAAGCGGUCCCAAGCAAUACUCCAAUAAUCGCUGGCGGCAGGGCAUAGAAAAUGAUAUGAUACUGAGUGUUAUAUCUUUCUCCUGUAAAAGUCCAAAUUAUUAAUGUUGAAAUCCAUUUCGUCUUACUUCUUCGCGGGAGCUGAGGAAGAAAAACAACCAGUAGAGGAAGUAAACUCCACAGCCAUGACGCCGUCAGACAAUACGCAGACUGUGCAAUUCCAGGGAAGUGACGAACAGCACAGCACAGAAAUUUACAGCAAUGAUGUGACCAUUAUUCCAAGUGCUGGAAAUCAUGACAAAAGUAGCUCUCACGUUAAAACCAACAAUAUUGUUGAUCAUAGUUGGGAUGUCAGGUUUUACAAGGGUCAACUCUUAGCUGUUCAUCUCUCCGGAAAAUUUAUUGCCUUUGGUAUUCAAGUUGUUUCUAAAAGUGAAAGUAUGGUUCGUAUUGUGAACCGUCAAAACAACCACCGAUAUCUCUGCAAGGGAAUAACUGGGGUUGUGCAAGAUAUAGCAUUUGCUCACAUUGCUACUCAAGUAAUACUUGGUAUUGUUGAUGAAGCAGGAACAUUAUUUAUCUACCGCAUCGAAGACACUCCUAAUGCUUUACAAACAAAACUGAUAUUGCAUGUAUCACAAAAAAAUGUCCGUGACCAAAUAGGUCUCAUCCACCGCUUGAUUUGGUGUCCCUAUAUCCCUGAAGAAGACUCAGAUGCCAAGCAACCUGAAGAUGAAGAAGUUGCCAAUAUGCUUGUAGUCACUCAUGGUCCAAGGGCAGAAAUUUGGAAUGUGCAAAUGGUUAUUCAGAAGCAUGGAACUGACAAGGAGUUGCACCCUGAGGAUGUUAAAGAAGGGUUGCUUUCUCUGAACCACCAUGAGGUGGACAUAGUUGAUGCAGCAUUCUCCCCAGAUGGGACAGCUUUAGCAACAGCAAGCUUAGAUGGAUAUGUGAAGUUUUUCCAGGUGUACAUGCAAGGACAAGAAGAGCCAAGGUGUCUUCACAUGUGGCAGCCUCAUGAUGGAAAACCUUUAUCAUCACUAUUCUUCCUUGAUAAUCAUCGUUCACAUGCAUCAGACACUCAAUUCUGGAAGUACGUUUUGACUGGAUCAGAAAACAACUCUGAAUUAAAAAUUUGGUCGUGUGAGACAUGGUCUUGCUUGCAGACAAUCUCUUUUGCCUCCAAACAAACAUCUACAGUUCCCAGUUCUAUUAGCUUAAAAGCGGGCAUUGAUCUCUCUGCCGAUUUUAUUAUGCUCUCUGACAUAAACAAUAGAGUACUGUAUGUACUUCAACUGCAGAAGGACUCCAUAGCAAGGGUUUGUGCAGUUUCUGAAUUUCUAUUACCCAACCCUAUUCUUAGUUUUGGUAUUGUUGAUGCUGGCAUACGUAAUGUGAAGAGGCACCAUGAUGUGACAAGUGACUUGGAAAGCGAUCUUAUGGACAAUAAUGAAGAUGAUGAAGAUGAUGAUGGAGGAGAUGACGAUGAUGAAGAAAAGGCUCUUCAGGUGGUCAUCCGCAUGUAUGUUGUACACCCCAAGUCUUUAAGAGGGUGUAUAAUUUCAUUUGAUCCGCCUGUUGAAGCAAAAAAAUCCAUGAGCAUAUAUUCUGAAGAUACUCUAGGAAAGGAAUCUCCUGAGAAUCAACCACAACUGAUUGAAGCUUUUGCUGAGGGCAUGUCUGAUGUCUCUGAAAACUGUCUGGCCAAAGGAAAUACCCAAAAUUCAGUGACUUCAACUUUAGCUUUGGCUGGAACUGAUAGUGCAAAUAAUUUGACACCGCUCCCUGAGCUUCAUCAGUCUACAGAGCCAAAGUGUCUCAGUAACUUGAUGACUCCUGAUGACUUCAGUUCCUCUAAUGAGAAGAAUGAUGUUGAUGCAACUAGCAGUCCUUUACUGCCUGUGAGCGAGCAGUUAGGACCACAGUUAGGUGAACUUUGUGGUGAGAAAACCAGACAGCAAGCUGAUCCUUCAUCCAAACACGAAGCUACAAAUGGCAGAGCUUUGAAGACUAAAGGGAAAAGCAAUGGAAAGGCCAUGGCUGACACAUGUCUAAACAGGAAAAGAGAGCCUACAGCAAGUGGUGGCAGUAGCCCCAGUCGUGAAGUUGAAGAAAUUUUGUCACAUGGCAGCUCUGAUUGUCUUUCCAGUACAACUCCCUUUAACUUCCAAAAUGCGGCUGUUCCUGAAGAUCCAUCAAUCAUCAAGGCGGAGACCAGUUUAGGAACAGUACCAACGGGCGAAGCUAUACCCUUGAUUCUGCCUUCAAAUCCCUGUGGGCUUUUACCACUCGCUCUGACAACCUCACUCCAAGCUUCAACCAUAGCAACAACUACAAGUGCGUUACAAGCAGUUGUUGCAGCAGCUCAAGAGAAGCCACCUGUCAUGGUGACAGCUGAACAGUUAGAGAAGCAACAAACUCAAUGGAGUCGUGUAGACCUGCUUUUGGAAACUCUUCAACAACAGCAAGUAGAAAUUAAGAGUUUGAGACAAGAACUUGGCUCACUUCGACUAGCUCAAACUACUUCCUCUGAGCCUGUCAUAGCAGAUAAAAUCCAGGCUCUGCUUCUGUCCCAGCAAAAGCAGCUUGAAAUGAGCAUUCAGAAUGCUAUACAGAAUGCUCUGCAAAAUUCUGUUCAGAACUUAUUGCGUGCUAGGGACCAACAAGAAAAUCAACGUCAGGAAGCAUUAAUGUCUGUCAUUUCUCAAACUGUGAGCAACAUAAUAACCUCUCAACUCCCGACCCUUAUCUCUCAAGAAAUUCAAUCGGAAGUGGUUCCAAUUGUAAGGAGUAAUGUUCAGCAAAUGAAGCAACAAGUUGCUACAGAAGUUGCAACCAAACUUGCAGCAACAGAUCAGCUAAUGAAAGAUAAUUUGGCCAAACUAGUUACUAACAAGUCCUUCAUGGAUAUGCUCAAUCAGUCCCUCUUAAUUAUGGCUCAACCAACAUUGCAAAGUCUUUACAAAGAAUCUUUUGGAACAUUGGUACCUACAAUGGAAAAGGUCACCCAAAGUAUGUUCCACCAAAUAAACAAUUCUUUUUCAAAAGGAACCCAAGAGUAUAUGCAAUAUGUUGAUGGGACAGUUGAAAAGCAACGGAGGCAAUACGAUAGGGCUCAUGAAAUGUUGCAAUCAGUCGCUGAGUCGAUGCAAACUUCACAUGAACAGCAAACACUUUUACUUAAAAGUACUCUUGAUAAUAAUCUACAAAAGCUACAAACUAGCCUUCUUGAUAAACUUAACAAAACAGUCAGUGAUACAGUCAAGGGUAACUUAGCCCAAGGCUUUAAACAACAGAAAGCUGUUAUAGAAGAAAGUGUUCUGACAAGUUUGAAUGCGGUUCGCUCAAGAGCCGUUAGUCCUGCACAAUCUGUAAGUGACUACGCCAGUAUGGAGCGACGUGUCUUGAAUUUUAUUCAAGAAAGGGAUUAUAACUCAGCAUUCCAACAGGCCUUAUCAGCAUCAAGCAUUGCUCUUGUUCUUGCUGUAUGUGAAAGGGUCGAUCCUCAAGAGGUGUUUUCUUCUCAACCAUUCCCUUUGAAACAAAAUGUUCUUUUAUCUUUGAUUCAACAGCUGUCUGUUGAUUUGAAUGAUCAUACUGAGCUGAAGCGAAGGUAUCUGGAAGAAGCAGUCAUGAGUUUAGAUCCUAAUGACUCUGACGUUCGUAAGCACCUCUAUAUCAUAAGCAAAUUGCAGGAGCAAUUGAUGGCAUUUGUGCAGGGUCAUCCUGGUUCAGCAUUGAGCCGUCAAAUGAAAAUGUUAUACAUGGCCACAUCAAAUCUUGUUCAAUCACCAACCUCGCCCUCAUAAGACCACGUAUCUUCUCUGACUGCCAGUAAUUACCUUUUAAUAAGAAAAACUUUUGAUGUUAAGAGCUUAAACUGAGAAGUAUGUUGUUGAAAGAUCUCUUAAUUUGACUCAAAGUGAUCAUUGUUCUUAUGUGUAUUUUAUCAGGAUAAUUAUUGUAUCUUAUUUUAUUUAUCAGAAGAAAGGGAAUAAUAUCUUAAUUUUUUGUUAUAUUGUUCCCCCUCUUCGCAAUUUUGAGUGAGACGACCCUCACUCACUUCAGUGGCAGUUCUCUCAUACAUUCAUUCUGAUUCUUGACUUUCAUUUGAAUUAACUGACAGCAUAUGUUGUUAAAAGAUUUUUUUUUUUAUGUCAACAAUUUUUUAAAUGCAAUUACAAUUGUUGCAUUAUGUUUUACAUUCACCAAUGGCUUGUAGUAAACCUUGACAUGUUGCCUAAAAGUGGAAGUUUGAACUUAAGUGUUGCUCCUUCCCAACUAGGUACUAUUUUAUGUCCCUCGCCACAUUGACAAUGCGUACUCGCAUCAAAAGGUUUUGUUUUGUUUGUUUUAUUUUGAAAACUGUGUCCCCUUUGAUCUGUACUUUAAUUAUUAAUCAAUUGUGAUCCCAUGCAGUAAUAGUGCUGACCCAUACUUUACCAAUUAUAAUUAAGUAAUCCUGAAUUAAACUUACAGUUUCGAAUAA